This is a messenger RNA of Closterium sp. NIES-65, 1020 nucleotides long. The record is from the annotation of a GenBank genome assembly. NCBI's taxonomy places the organism in Eukaryota, Viridiplantae, Streptophyta, Zygnematophyceae, Desmidiales, Closteriaceae.
AUGUCCCCUGCCAUGCCUCAUUCCUCCACUCUCUGUAAGCAUCCAUCCCUGUCGUUCCACUGCAUCUCUGUCUGCCUCUUCCCGUGCCCUUGUCACCGCAGGAAUAUCUCCAAUAAUGGCCUCUCAGGCGCCAUCCCCGAAUCCCUCACAGCCAUCACUUCCCUGGCGUACCUGAACAUGAGUUUCAACCACUUUGAAGGAACCAUUCCACCAUCCCUCGGAGGCCUCAGGCAACUCACAACCGUUGACACCAACGACACGAGUCUCAAGUGCCCUGACAAUUACACCAGCUGCGGUGUGCCUCAGGAUACGUCCUCUGGCUUCUGCCGUGCCUGCCCUGACUUCUGUAACACAUCACCGACGAGUCAUGUGGCUGCCGUCUCUCUGGAUCUCUUUAUUGCCACUGUCAUUGCCGCUCCACUUCCAGUCACCUCCUCCCUUGCCACUCCCGUUGCCACCACUUUCUUGCCUGCUCUUUGCCCUUUUGAAAACUCUCAAGGGCUCUUCCUGCAACCUGGUGAGAGCGAUGGCCACAAAAGACCACCCCAACCUCGUGAAGCUGCUGUCUCAAUCGGGAUUACCGACAAGACAAGGGUCGAGCAAAUCCUCAUCUACGAGCUCAUGCCCAACGGGGACCUCUCGCACUGGAUUGGAAAAGGUAUGCCCCCACACCCAGUGGGUCGUCCAGAGGCAGUGUCCCCGCUGAGCUUUGAGCGGCGGGUCCAGCAGCAGCUAGCUCAAUCCGGCAGCAGGGCGGUCGUGGCAUGGCUGAAGCAAACGCGCAUGGAGGCGCGGGAUGACUUGGUGUUGACGGUGGUGCAGCUGGCUCUGCGAUGCACGUCUAAGCAGAGUGCCCCGCGGCCGGCCAUGGGGGUGAUUGCAGCCGAGCUGGAGGCCGUGCUGGUGGCGCUGGGCGGCGCACACAGAAAUGCCGGUGCCCGUCAGGUGGAUGAAGAGGUGGAGUUGCAGAGGCCAGAUGUGGAUUUGGAUGCAGAGAUUGCUCGUCAUAGCCUGUUGUAA